CACAACAAAAAUUAGACAAUCUAACUUAUUAUUGUAGUUGUAAUAAAACUCAGAUAGAAGCAAAAAGGCUUGAUUAUUAUAGCAGAUGUAAAACUCAUUACUGCUAUCAAUGCCUAACUUUACAGACACCAGACAAGUUAUAUCUUUUAGAUAACCAGCUUACCUGUACUGUUUGUUAUAAGAUAUUCCAUAAAGAACUAGAAUUAAAUAACCCAUGUAGUCAAGAAUAUUAUCAAAAUAGACUAGGAAGAGGACUCUUGUCUAUUGUAAAAUUUGUAAUUAUUAGAAACCUAGAACAAAAAUACAUUGAUUAG
Molecule: messenger RNA, 314 nt
Organism: Dentiscutata heterogama
Lineage: Eukaryota; Fungi; Glomeromycota; Glomeromycetes; Diversisporales; Gigasporaceae
Source: the annotation of a GenBank genome assembly